Molecule: messenger RNA, 1353 nt
Organism: Lathyrus sativus (Indian pea)
Lineage: Eukaryota; Viridiplantae; Streptophyta; Magnoliopsida; Fabales; Fabaceae
Source: the annotation of a GenBank genome assembly
AUGUCUUUUAGUUUCAACAACAACCACCUUUUCAACAACAACAAUAACCUUACCACAACCUUUGAUAUUGCUAAACUUGUUGGAACUUCUCCUCAACUCAAAACUCAUGAUGAUCAUGUUAAUUUUGAACUUGAUCAAGUAAUUUAUAACACUUCUUAUUCUGAUUUUCCACCUGGCUUUAGUCCUUCAGAGUUGUUGAACUCACCUUCCUUUCUUUCUCAUUCCAAUAAUAUUCCUUCAUUUUAUACAACCGAGCCUCCUUGUGGCCAAAUCAUCAACCAACAACAUAGCAUGGACCUAGAAGAUAGAAACUUCUCUGAGCUAUCUUUUCAAACACAAAAACAAAACUUGCAUGAACCUUUUCAAUCUUCAACAACUAUGUAUCAAGUGGAGGAACCAAUAAAGAAACAUGACACAUUGACAUUCAAUGAAACAAAUGUUUCUAUGUCUAUUAAAGAACAAAAAAGAUCAGAAGAAGAUGGAUACAAAUGGAGAAAAUAUGGAGAGAAACAAGUGAAAGGAAGUGAAAAUCCAAGAAGUUAUUACAAGUGCACUAAUCCAAUUUGCUUGAUGAGGAAGAAAGUUGAAAGGUCUUUGGAGGGGCAUGUUACUGAAAUAGUGUAUAAGGGGAGUCAUAACCAUCCUAAGCCUCAUUGUACAAAGAGAAAAACAAGUUCUCAACCUUUUUCAUCAAGCAACAAUUCAUUGAUCUCUGAUCAUUCUUUCGGAGAGGACGAAUUUGAGCAAACAUCGCAAACUAGUUUUUCGGGAGGAGAUCACAAUGAGUUGGGAAUCGAGGCUAAAAGAUGGAAGGGAGAGAAAGAAAAUGAAAAUGAAAGCUGUUGUUAUUCCAAUGAACAAAGUAGAACUGUUAGAGAAGCUAGAGUUGUGGUUCAAACUACAAGUGAAAUUGAUAUUCUUGAUGAUGGAUAUAGAUGGAGAAAAUAUGGACAAAAAGUGGUUAAAGGAAAUCCAAAUCCAAGGAGUUACUACAAAUGUGUAAUCCAAGAUUGUCCUGUGAGAAAACAUGUUGAGAGAGCAGCACAUGAUAUGAAAGCAGUAAUCACAACAUAUGAAGGGAAACAUAACCAUGAAGUGCCUCUAGGAAGAGGAAGUUCAAGCUAUAACAUGAACAAAACAUCUCUUAAUAACAACAACAACAGCACAUGUAAUGUAACCCCUAUAAGGCCUUCACCAGUGACUAUAUCAAAUUUCACAAAUUCAACUCUUGAUUCAAAGCUACCAAAUUCUGGAACUCAAGUACAACCUUUUCAGCUAGACAUGAUGCUGAACUCUACAACCCUUUUGGACAAAUCAAUCGGUUCGAAUGCCGAUUAUGAACGAUACUCCUAA